Molecule: messenger RNA, 9780 nt
Organism: Pogona vitticeps (central bearded dragon)
Lineage: Eukaryota; Metazoa; Chordata; Lepidosauria; Squamata; Agamidae
Source: RefSeq, a predicted model, not a curated record
CUGCAGCAAAAAGCGGAGGGCCCGAAUGGGGAGCCAUGGCCGAAAUUCCCAAGCCGAGAGCCCGCUCCCCGUCUUUGCCACCCCCGCAGCCUGCCAUUUUCUACGGGCCGGUGGAGGCGGGGAACCCGGUGGUCGAGAAUUUCGAGCGGGACCUGCGGGCCUGCCUGAGCUUCUUGCGGCGGAAGUGGGAAGUUGGCGACGGGAGCUCCCGGGAGCAGGAGUUUCAUAGGCGAGGAGUAACUGCUUUGUUCAAUAUGUGGAACAAGUACAAGCCUCGAUUCCCAGACUGGUAUUACAAUGAAAAACUUGUGGAAGUUGGUGAUCAACUUGUGGAAAUGAAAGAGUAUAAGCUAGCACUUUCACAUUGCUAUGAGCGAUACCUUCAGCUAAUCAGUAGUGUAAAUAUGGACACACCUGGAUUAGAUAUGCAGCAGUUUAGGUCCAGUUUCUUCCCAAACGGAUUUAGAGAUCAAAGUGCUGCACGUAUGUUCCAUGUCUUGCAAGUGAGGAACACUUGCCUUUACAAAAUGGUGUGUGAUAAUGAUUUUGAACUUCUGAAUCAGGAAUCUAUGAAGACAUGUUUCAGAAUCUUGGCCUCAUGGCAACUUAUCAUGCAGAUGACUCUACCACAUGAGCACCUGUGUUGGCUUGUUUAUAAUGGUACAAUUCAUAUAUACACCAUAUGCAGACAUAUGAUGACUGUAGGUCAGUCUUCUAAGGUGCUUGAAUAUUUACUGUGGGCGUGUGCAUGUAUGGAAUCAUCAGUUCCACUUUUAGCCUUACAUUAUUUGACAUGGAGAGUCACUCUGUAUGCUGCUGUUAGCCAGUGUUACUAUGACUGCCAGUGUGACAUCUAUGGAGAGAUAUUUGCACGCCGUGGUUUGAUGAAAAUAGAUGAACUGAAGCAAAUCGAAACAAUGAGUUCAUCACCACUAAGUGUGGAAACAAAGAAAAAAUUCAAAGAAGCAACUGUGAAAAUGGCAGCAAUGAUCUUCAAACGAUCAGCAUUUGAACCCAGGAGACGACCAAAGGGACUUUUUCGACCAAGGGUGAAAGCUAAUCUUAGAGAUAUACAACAUCUGCCCUGGCCUCGUACAAUUACAGAACGGCUGCUGAUGGAAUUAUCUGAUUGCAAUUCAUAUCUUUUUUUUAUCAUACUGGAAGCUCUGUUUGAUAAAAAUAGAAGGACACUGGUCCCUGGGCCCCCAGUUCCUGAUGAAAUAGAAGUUCGUGAUGUCAUUUCUGAACUUUGUUUUGCAGCAACAGAUAUUCUUGAUGGUGGUGGCCUAAGUACACAAGGUAACGCAACAGCAGAAAUUUCUUCUGGUGUAAUAACGGGAUCUUCAACACUCAUGCAGCAGAUAUUGGCAGGGAAGAAUGGUAUUUCUGCAUAUGCUGCAUGGAGGUUUCUGAAGAUGGCCUUCAGCUAUGAGGAAUGGGAUGCAUUUGAUCAUGCAACUCUUCUGUUUUUUUCUUUUCUUCAGAGUCAAAAUAAUCAAGCAUGGAAGAAAGCAGAAGCUGAACUCAAAAUACUUAUAGUAAUGCAGCCUCUACUAUCUACUAGGAAACCAAGGCAUGGUUUGUGUGUUCAAGGAAAUAAUAUCCGAGAAGCAAUUGUUUUCCGUAGUCCAGGGAAAAAAUCCAUUGCGUUUCAAGAGGGACCAGUACAAACAGCAAAAACUACUGAUGAACUUUUUUUGUUGGCAAGAACUCUUUAUUCCUGUGUCUGUACAUCUGAGAAGGUUUACUUGCCGGACAAAGAAAUGAUAAUAGAUGCCUUGAUGUUUUUGUGGCAAAGAUGUAAGGUGGGAAUUCAGAGGAUCCAAAUGAGUGGAAGCAACUUCUUAAAGUUUGUUCAUAAAUACCAAACACCCAAGUGGAUUCAUACACUUUAUGCAAUUAAUGAAAUAAUUCACACCAUUCAUCUUGGAGGCAUAAAUGCUGUAGUAAUGGCUGAAGUCUCAUUAAGGCUAACAUCGGUGAUAGAGAAUAUUGCAGAAUUUACAAUCAAAUCUGGAAGUACAAGAGUAUUCCUGUCAGCAAAUGAAUCUCUGCUGGCUUCAGAGUACGCUAUUGGUGAUAUGCCUUUAUUACUACAGAAAUCUCCUCCAGAAUUACUAUAUUUGGCUUAUGAGUAUUUGGACAGAGCAAUCAAUGCAAUGAACCGAGCUUGCCUUGUAACUGGUUCCCUUGAUGGAACAUCAGUGCUUGAUAACUGCUGCAGAAAGAUGAUUGUUAAUGACCUGAAUAUGUCUUUAUCAUCUGACACCAGUGAGAAAUCAAUGACAGGAAACCUUUUGAUUAUGGAUUUGCACAUUGAUCUUAUUCAGGGUCAGCAUCGAGUUGCUGUUAAACUGCUUAACUUGGGACAAGAUGUUCAUGCUAGUGGCAAGAGUAUGCAAGGCAAGAAUCCUGCAAAAGAUAUAAGCCAUUCAAAAUAUUUAACAGAGCCAGAUAUAAUGAAUAAAGUAAAAAGGAAUCGAUUGUCCAAAGCUCUCUACCUGAUGCAGAAGGCUACACUGAUGCUUCCAGCAGGAUUAGGUAGUGCUUCCCCAAGCCAGCUCCUUGAGGAAGCACUUGUUUUAAUUCAGAAAACAGAAGCAGAACAAAAUGCAUUAUGUGCCACUUUUCUACAACCAGCAAGUAAUGUGAAAAGCAAAGUUCCACCUCCUCCUAUAUUGCUUUUCAGAUCACAUUGUUCCAUGGUAUUCAAGCCUGCUCCAUUUGUUUCAGAUAUAAAGGUUUCUUGGUACAGUAUUUUUGGAUGUGUAGCAGAAGGAUGCAAUCCAAAAGUCCGGUUAAAUAACUACAAUCUUAAGAACACAGGAAUAGUGGUGCCAGCUAAGGAAACUUGUGUUUUAGAAGUAAACGAUUUAGAGCCCAACCAAAAGUACAUAUUUGCGGUUGCAGCCUAUGACUCAGAUGGAAAGCUUAUUGGUGACAACAUUGGAGAAACAACUAAGCCAAUCCUUGCAUAUCCUCCUCUUUCUGCUGCAACUGUCCGAGCUUACCUGAUUCAGUUUGCUUUUCUAGUCGAAAAUUAUACAUUAUGUAAGAAGGCAUUUCAACCACUAUGGGACCAUUUUGUUUCAGAACCUCAUACUCCUGUUAGUGAUGUCACCGUUGUUUCUAUAAGCAGCACUCUGACAGUACCUCAGAAUAGAUUAAUUCCUGAAGUUCUUGUUCGGUCAUCUCCAAACCUCUUGUAUCUGUUCAUCAGGAACAUUUUUAUUAUCAGUGACAUCGCCGUGAAUGAAGGAGCGCUGUUCUGUGACUCUGUUUGUUUCAAUGAGCUGAAAUACAGUAAACAAGUUGCAAGAAUAACUGAAUGUGGGCGAAUGCUGGUGGCAAUUGAACUCAGUAACUGGUUGAACGAUGUACAUUAUGCCCUACAGUCAGUUGUUUAUUGUUAUGGUCUUAUCGCUCCGUUGGUCUAUCACAAAAUACCUUCCGAACCUGUCAUCCAGAUCAUUAUUAAGUGCCUCACUGUUGUCCAAGAAAUCCCAAAUACCAUAUUGCAAAGAAGACCGAGGUCAUGCUAUGAGAGUAUUCAGCACAUGAUAGCUUGCUGCUGCUUUUACACAGCAAAGAUAUUGCGAUCGUGGAAGGAAUAUGAAUUAGCAAUUUUUGUUAUUAACUGUGGGAAAAAGUUGUUGGAUUCCUCACAGACAGCAUCUCAAAUGGCUAUAGCUGAAGAAGGAGCAGAUGAAAUUCCAGAAGAUGAGGCUCCUUCCAAAAGGCUGAAAGCACAAAUAGCUGCAGUUGAAAAAGUAAAUGAGAACUUAGAAGCUCUGGAAAGUAACCUGCUCAAACUGACAAAACCAGGACAGGAACUUACUGGAGAUGAAGAUUCUUUUCUCUUGUAUCCAGUAGUUUCAAAUUGGCAAACAAAAUCUGCUUUUAAAGAAGUGAUGAAAUUCAAGAAGAGUCCCCGCUUCCUUGAAUAUUUUGUUAAACUUGUAUACAAAGCACUACAAGAAGAAAAAUUUGCAAGAAUAUUAGAGUGGGCGGAAGAAGUACAUGAUUAUCUUAAGAAGCGGAAUAGAUUCGUUCUUGGUAUCAAGCGUACUUCAAGAAAAGGUAGAAAAUCUCAUGGAUCUGCAGAGAAAAAGAAACUCGCAACACUAGAAUUUAACAAGAUGACAGGGUCACCAGCACCCAGGAGAUCAAAGACUCUUAAGAAAAAAGAGUUUAAAUAUUUUAAUAAAUGUCCAGGCAGAUCAUAUGACUCAGAAAGGAGAGAAAAAGAAGAAUCACGAAAAUUUGCUAUGCACAUGUUUGUGCACAAGCUGAAUUUACGUUCCAAUGUCUUCCUAAAACGAAGAAGGUUCCGUUGGAUAUAUGUUGAAGAAAUGCCAUGGAGGUCUCAGUUAAACAUUUACCUGUCAAUUGUUCACUUCAAUUUGUUUAAAAAACGGAUAGAAGACCUCUAUAAUACUGAUUUUAAUUCGUUACAAAAUUUGAACAGGUAUGAUGAGCUGGACUCUGAAAUAUUCUCAUUGAACAAUUCAGGCACCAUACUGAUGACAGCAACAAUGGAAGAGGAUGUGAAAUCUUUUAAAACUAUGUUUUUUGGAAGAAUACCAUCAGGAAAAAUCAGAAAGAAAACAGACAUACUUGACCUUACUUCCCCUGCCUUCGACUCUGGUCCUUCCUUGCCUGCCUCUGACCGUACAUCACAGAAUGCUUCUUCAGACAUUGUUUCUACCUCAAGCCCACUUGACGACAGUAAUUGCCUCACCCCUGAAGCUGACGCCAUGAUGGAUUCCACUAUGAGUCAGCUGUCAUCUUCAGUCCCUGAUACAGAUCCAGAUGUCUCUUCUAAUCACAGCACUAAGUCUAAUGAAAGAGACACUCCUCGGUCAAUUCAAGGUCACAUGACUCUCAAGGAACGUGAAAGAGCUCAGUGUUGUUCUGCUGUGCUGGAGCAUUUUUCUAAAACAUUUCUCCACUUUAAAAGAGCUGUGGUUACUGCUCAUCGUGGUGGCCAUUGGACGUUGCUUCAGAAUGCUUGUCGAGACCUUUGGAACUAUACUCAGGAAGUGCAAUCAAUUAUGAAACUUUCAGCAUCUUUUCAUGCACCACUUCCUAUCAACAAGGAGCUUUUUCUUAAUACAAUUUGGCUACCAUACUACAUGGCAUCAAAUGCAUUGCUGGACAUGAUUGUUGAUCUCCAGGCUAGUAAUUCUGUUAAGAUUAUUGAAACUGAAGGAGAUUUUUGUGUUCCAAGCUGCGUAGGAGGCAUUACUGAUGACGAAGGUGGUUCAAAUCUUUCUUUUCAAUAUCCAUUUGAUGAUAUAACGGUUGUUGAUCUGCAAGGAGUAUGUAAUUUGGUCCUGAGAACUCUUGAGUUUCUAUUUCGUUUGAAGAAGUGGGAAUCACUAAUAUAUGUAGCCAUGCAAUUUAACACAAUUACGCAUGAGAGGUAUACAGAGCAAGUGACUUCCCUGUUGGUAUUUGCUCAGAGACAGUUGCAGGAGAGAUUACAAAGUCAAAGAAAUGACUUUGAUAGUCCACGGGUUCAUUUCAAACAUCUUGUCACUAACGUUGGAGAUCAGGUGGGCUGCAGAGACUUUGUUGAGAAAAAGCUCCAUUCUGUUGUGAAAUAUAAAGCAACAACUGAUAAGGACUGUUUUGAUAUCUCAGAUGUGAAUCCACCAACAUUACUGUUUUCUGUUCCUUUGGAUGUGGCUGAUACACUAAAAUGUUUCCGUGAAAGUCUGGAAAAAUCGAAACACCAUAGCAGAUCCCUGAAAUACAGCAGGAAAUUACUUUCAUUAUUUCUUGCUCACACCCAAGAUUUUUCUAGAAGAUUAAGCACCAGAAACCAAGCAUCUUCACAGGGAAAAGUGGGAUUUGUUAUGGGGGCUGAGUUGACAUACCAACCACAACCACCUGAUCUUUCAGAAGAAACGUUUAGUUGCCUCAGUAUGGUUCAGAGCAAUGCUAUUCCCCAGUCAAAACUGUCAAUCGUCAUUUCUUCAUAUGAGAAAACACUUGCAGAAGCUCUUGAAACAAAAAACCAACAAGGCCUCAAGGUGCAGGCAUGCCAUGAACUUGGAAAUCUUCACUUCUCUAUGGGCAACAAAAGAGCUGCUUUCAAAUGCUGGUGUCAAGGCCUUGAUGGAACCCUCAAAAUAGUAGAUGCACUUCAUCACUGGCAAGAGUUUGAUGGCUCUUCAGAAAACGCCACUGGCAACGUCGCCAACAUAUCUCAGGAUUUUUGUGAGAAAUUUGUUGCUCGGGCUGGGAUUUGGGGUUGCUUACAAGGAGCGGUACUAGCGGCUAAAAUAGCUCAGCACAUAUUAUUAUACGACGUGAAAUUAAGAACUAGAGCCUGUAUUUUAUCUGCUCUUCUCUUCAAGUCCCUGUUUAGAGCUUCACUACCGCAUCCUAAAGUUGAUUGUGACUUUGCACAGUAUGAAACAGAUGUUUUAAUUCCUGGAAUUGAUCUAUUUGUGGAUCGUUACAGAGCUGAUAUUGCAACUGUUGUUGCAGGUUUGAAUUUCGUUAUAUAUGAGUUGCAUUGUAGCAAGCAAAAUCUCAUAAUCUUGCCACUAUUCACAUUAUAUCAAUACUUUGUUUCUGAAAUUUGCCGAGAUGCAAUGAAAUGUAUUGAAGCAAGGAUUCUCAAGAUCAAAGUUCUUACAGAUUUAGGAUUUUUCUCUGAUGCCUUCCAUGAACUAUGUAUUCUUAAUCGUGGAGAGAAAAUCCCUUGGAAGCUACUUUCUGUCUACAAGCUUGUUCCAAAACUCCCGGUCUUUCCAAAGUUUGAUUCAUCACAAUCCCUCCUGACAAAUGCAAACCUACAGGCAUUAGAAGAUGUGUUCAACAGACCUCUACAUUCUGCCUGGGCACCAGUAUGUGAGCCACGAAUUGUGAAUAACUUAAUGCUAGCCAAAACACAUUUCAUUAUUUCUUUGGCUGAAACAUUAAACUGUAUUCCUGAAAAAGUUAUGAAAGUAGCAUAUUGUGUGGACACUGAAACAUUAAGAAGGGCAGGCAAAAAUACAGACGCAUUCUUAAAAGGUUUUAUGCCAGCUUCAGCAUUCACAGGUGGAAAGCGAGAGCCAAUUAUCAUGAUUGUGGAGCUUGAAAAAAACAAAGAUACUUUAAAUAUGGCCUCGCUAAAGGGAAUUUUAUUGGAAGAAGCUGAAGAAAGGAUUAAUUCAGUUCUUGAAACAAUACAGACUAAAUAUGGCAUGUUGAUUCAUGAAUGUUCAGCUUCUGAAUUAGAAAUUGUUAUUGAAGCAAAGCUUCAGCUUGCAGCUAUUGCACAACAGAGGCUUCAGACAGCAUUCAGUGCUGCUUUGGCAUUUUCCUCAAUAAAGCUUCUUCAAGAUGCAAGUGUUUUUAAGAAGGAAUCUAAGGUACCACAACACAAGGAUAAAACAGAUGAGGCAAGUGUCGAAUGGAUUUGUACUGAAGAUUCCAGUCUGCUUCACAAUAUAAUAGCCCAAGAACAUAUGAACAUACACGUAUGGCUGAGAUGUCGUUUGGCAUUAGUGAGUGCAGUUACAGCACAGGCAAGAGGCAUUGAAACAAUGAAAGCCCAUAGAUCCUUGCAGGAUAUAAUCAGCUUACUUGAAGAAAAGACUCUGAUUUCUCCACCAGCUUCUUUAACACUAGUGCAAAGUAUGCUCCUGCUAGCUGAUAUAAUGAGGACACAAGCAGAGGGUGAUGAAGAACAUCUCACAUCUAAGACUGAUCAGCUGAACUUAUUAUUUCUUGCACACACACUGGUAAUUAAACAGUUAUUUCUUUUGGGACAAUCGGUUGAACAGCAUGCAGAAGAUCCCACACUGACAACUCUAAACAAACCUUUGAAAAACAUAUAUCUGCCACAUAUCAGACUGUUGGCAAAAGUAAAAAUAAGAAUCGGACAUACGCUAGCACUAGAACUGUCUUGCAUGCCUAAACCGCAGAAUGAAUUGCAAUGGCUGCAAGCCCACAAGCACAUGGAAACAGCACUGAACCUUUCUAUGGCAUCAGCAAGAAGAGACCUGGAGCUGGAGGCUGAACUUCUUUUUCGAAAAGGGAAGAUAGAAAGACAGAUUGAUUCAUUAGGUGGCAAUAAAUCAACAUUAGCUGUUGAGAGCAUGAUAGAUGCCAUAAAAGUGAGCUUGAUGAGUUACCAGAAUUAUGGCUUGAUAAGAAGAGCUUACAUGGAGAUCGCAUUGCAAUAUUUCUUUCUAAUUACAAACAAGGAAGAGUUCCUAACCUCAAGCACACUGAAGGGAAGAAUAUUUAAACCAAGGCCUGCCAGUAGACACCGUGUUAGUUCUGAAGAAAUUACAGCACUGGAAAUGUACAGAGUGCAGGCCUGGAUUGCAGUGCGGGCUGCUGCACAGGUCAGUGAAAGUAUUCUGGCUUCUCAACAGUUAACUGGAAAGAAGGCUGUUAAAUUAUAUCAUGUGAGACACAGAAUACUACAAAACAUGCCAGAAUUUGCUCUUCUGGACCUCAGUUCUUCCUACAAGGAUUUUUUAUGUGAUGGAUAUGAAGUUAGAUAUAAAGUUCCUGUGAUGCCUUCUGCACAACAAGAAAGAUCAGAAAGUGAUGGAACUGAAAGUGUUUCUUCUGAUGAAAGCCAGGGAAAAUUGAAGAUACCUUGGGUCCAUGUAAUUCGGUACAAUACUUACUUAACCAGACUCUUGAACAUGAGCCCCCUGGUUGCUGUUCCAAAAGCAGGUGAGGGCUUAUUUGUUAAAGAAGAUAUAUUGUUCACGUCAGUAUUCGACACAACAAUUACCCUGCGCUUAGCAGAACUACAUUCUUUCUUGAAAAACUAUUUGCCUGUAUAUUCAGGCUGCUGCCUUCAGGAGCCUCCAAAACAACUGUAUGAUUUUGAAAAGCCUUGCUAUAGUAUGACUGUUCUUGAGAAGCAGCAAGACACACCUGCAGAGUCUCCAAGAACAUCACUAGGGGGAAUAACCUCUAGUAUUACUUGCAGUUCUGAGAUAAACUUAUAUGCAGAAAACAAGGCGACCAGUACUCCCAUCAGGGAACUUUGUGUGCAGUGGUACCUUCCAUCUUUGGAAGAAUCAUCAGAAGAAGGAGAGACUAUGGUUUUGUUCAUUUUUGCUUACAAUAAAAAACCAGUCAAAAUCACCAACAUCAAAUCUUUCAAUUCAGCCAAUGUAUAUUGUGGUUAUUUAUGGAUUCCAUUAAACAGAGUUAUUGCUGUACGGGAAAAGUUGUCUGAUCUGAAACAACACAUUGAAUUGUUAAUUCAGUCAAUGAUGAUUCCUCAGACAGCAUCUGAAGUACCAAAAGAAGUCCCUUCAACAGGAUCCAAAUCCAAUACGGCAAAGGUGCCACUAGAUAAAAAAGCAAAGGAAAUGGUCAAACUGUGUUUCUCAGAAAUAACAGAUUUGUUGUCCAUUCACUCAGAUUCAUCACCACCACUCAAAGAGAUCCCAUUUGAUAUUACUUUACCAGCAAUAAAGAAUUUAAGGAAAUUAUUUGAUCCAGCUAAUGGGUGUGUGAUAAUUGCAGGAAGUGUCUUGAACUGGAUAGUGUCUUUGCUAACUUGAACAAGCUUUUGGCAGUAAAACUGUCAUAUUUAAGUUUAUGGAAUUUUGUGGGUGGGUGGUAUCUGAAAUUUAUAAACUAAUUUAAGAUGUAGUACUUUAACAAUAAGCAUAUUGUUCUUUGUGAUUUAAACUGCUUUCUGAUUCUGAAUUUAGUUCUCUAUGAUAACUUAUUGAUUGAAAAGAUAUAAAGCAUCUCAGUCUGUAAACCGUAGGAUUUCUUCUUCAUUUAAUUAAAUAUUUUAAA